AUGGUAGAUCGGAGUGUUUCGACGCUAAAUCCGAACGCGCCGGUGUUUGAUCCAGUUGGAUUUCGUGAAGUUGAGGAUUUCUCACCAAACUGGUGGGACCUUGUGACGACUUCCAAGUGGUUCCGUGAUUUCUGGCUCACUUUCAACUCCGAGUAUGAUUUCGACGCCGGCGACGAGUUUGAUUACGAAGAACUGAUCAUAUCGUCCGACGAGAAUCAGAUCGUUAGAUCUACAGUGACCGGUAACGAAAAAUACACAUCUCAGGAUUUGUUCUCUCUUCAAAUCGGUAGAAAAUUUUCAGAUCGGAAGUAA
Arabis nemorensis is the source of this 312-nucleotide messenger RNA. The record is from the annotation of a GenBank genome assembly. Lineage: Eukaryota; Viridiplantae; Streptophyta; Magnoliopsida; Brassicales; Brassicaceae.